Molecule: messenger RNA, 858 nt
Organism: Cucumis melo (muskmelon)
Lineage: Eukaryota; Viridiplantae; Streptophyta; Magnoliopsida; Cucurbitales; Cucurbitaceae
Exons: 2
Coding region: 123-713 (196 amino acids)
Source: RefSeq, a predicted model, not a curated record
CAAAACCCGGACACAAAAACACAACUGCUUCCCUCUUCUCUUUUCUUUAUAAAUAAUACUAAUUUACCACACACUCUCAUCUGUUCAUCCAUUCAUCCACCCUUUUUAUAAUAACAACAAAAAUGCCUUCUUCUUCUUUCUUUUCUGUCUCUAGGGUUUUCGUCAUUGCUCUCCUCUUCUUCUCCCCUGUUCUCUCUAAAGAUGAAGAAGACAAUCUUCUCCAAGGCCUAAACAGCUACCGACAAGCACAAAACCUCCCGCCGCUCGUGAAGAACGCAAAAGCCGACUGCAUUGCAAACGAGAUGGCCGACGAUGCUGAAGACCAACCCUGUGCUGUCACCACCACCAAAUCCAACGUCGUUGCAAGCCGACCGUCACAAAUCACCAAGUUCCCGGACUACGCCGAGAAAUGCAAGGUAGAUAUCAACACCACCGCCGACGCCGUCGUGAUGCCGGUGUGCGUACCAAAACUAGUCCAAACUCUGCUGCUUACGAACUACACUCACUCCCAGUACGCGAAGUAUUUGAACGACUCAAGAUUCGUCGGUGCGGGGCUAGGGAAGGAGGACGACUGGAUGGUGGUGGUUCUGACCACCGGAACGAACGCGGGGAGCUUCGAAGGAUCGGGGGCCGGGUCGUUGGUGGGUUCGAUUUGGGGAUGGGCUGUGUUGGUUUUGGUAGGGCUUUUGAUUGGGGAUAUUGUGAGAUUCUAAAAAGGGAAAUUUGAGAUUUUGCCGCCAACGUUCCUUUUUUUUUCCUUCUUCUUUUUUCGGGUUUUCCGUUUGUUGUAUUUAUAGGUUGAAAUGUGGCUUUGUAUUGUAUCAUUUUAAUGGACAGUUUUAGUGGUUCGAUGCUUCA